This is a messenger RNA of Aspergillus wentii DTO 134E9, 4079 nucleotides long. RefSeq lists its product as uncharacterized. Gene Ontology annotation, biological process: regulation of DNA-templated transcription; DNA-templated transcription. The transcript is spliced from 6 exons. The coding region runs from base 187 to 3966 and encodes 1259 amino acids. Lineage: Eukaryota; Fungi; Ascomycota; Eurotiomycetes; Eurotiales; Aspergillaceae. Gene Ontology annotation, molecular function: DNA-binding transcription factor activity, RNA polymerase II-specific; catalytic activity; DNA binding. The record is from RefSeq and is a predicted model, not a curated record.
CCCGAGUUCAGAAUAUGAAUCCCAACCGGACCUUUAAGUUUCCACGGAAUCUGCAAACUCCGCCCAAAGCUUCAUCCGAGGUCGGUUGCAUCAUGCAUGUCGAUCCACAGCCUUGCCUCUAUAAAUAAGGCAAUCCCAUAUGAGAACAUGGAUCUUUCCAUGAUAAAUUGACUGUAUACUGUCAUCAUGAAUCAAACUACGCCCAGCCCCCAAAUUUACGGCCCCGGAACCUUCGUCGACAAGUCCUUCCUGCCAGUCCCCGAAGAUGCCCGCCGCGUCUUUGAGUUCAUCGCCGGUUCGACCCCCGCAUUUAACAAAGAUAAACGUGUUUGGGAUACGGUCAGCUUCGAGGGUCGUCCGGACCCUAUGAUCCCUGGCCCGAUCAAAGCCCCCGUCGUCGCGGCUGCUCUGCAUGCUAUGUGUGGAAUUGUCGCAAAUGAACUACUCGAAGAUAGAGAUGGCCAGCCAGCUCACGAGCAAAAAGUGACAGUAAACACGGACCAUGCUGGUAUUUGGCUGGGUUCUGUCUUUGCUCCCCACGUGAAUGGCUCCGACGUCUCCGAACUGGCGAAAUCCGGGAAGCUCCACUCCCUGUUCGAGAAGGACUUGGAUAGAGACGUGCUGGCAACUCCGAUGAAGCUCCGGACGACUUCAAUUUACCCGACCAAGACUCCCAAUGUUUGGUAUCAGCUGCACGGAUCGUUGAACGCGCCCCAACUUCUGGAGUCGAUGGGCAUCGAUCCCCAUUUUCCGUGCAAGACUCCCCAAGAAGCGUACGAGUAUAUCAGCAAGCAUGUUCAGACCUGGAGUGCAGAUGAGCUGGAGAUGCAUAAUGUCAAACACGGAUUUUGUGGCAGUAUUUGCUACACGCCCGAAGGGUGGUUGAAUACUGCCAUGGGCAAGCAUCUGGCUCAACAUCCCCUUGUCAACUACUCACGAGAGUCCUACGCCAUCCCGACUCCGCCUAUUCCGUUGCACAAGACUCCAUCCGAUCAUCGGCCGUUGGCAGGUAUCAAGGUGGUGGAAAUGGUCCGUAUCAUUGCAGGACCUGUCAUUGGAAAUAUCUUGGCCGGAUUUGGUGCGGACGUAAUUCGCGUCAACUGCAGUCGUCUUAUAGAUCUGAGUGUCCUUACAUUAUCCUUGAAUGCAGGAAAGCGAACCAUCGACCUGGACAUUACCAAGGAAGAGGACAUGGCCCGUCUGAACGAGUUCUUAGAGGACGCAGAUGUGUUCAUCCAAGGAUUCCGCCCUGAAACUCUAGCAAGAAAGGGGUUGGCACUCAAAAGCCUCCUAGAAAAGGCCGCAAACCGUCAGAAGGGUAUCGUAUAUGUCGAAGAAAACGCCUACGGCCCCGACGGCCCCUUCAGCGAACGUCCCGGAUGGCAACAAAUCGGAGACGCUGCUUCGGGUAGUUCAUAUGUGACUGGAAGAUCUCUCAACCUGCCUGACGGGCAGUCUGUUUUGCCUCCGCUCCCUAUCUCCGACAUGACCACAGGACUGGUCGGUGCUCUAGCAACGAUGAUGGCUUUAAGGGACCGUUCCAGGCAUGGAGGAUCGUACCAUGUCAUCAGCUCGCUGGUCGCAGCCGAUACGAUCGCCUUGCACCCCGAAGUUGGCCUGUACUCCCCCGAAGUCGUACAGAAGAACGCCGAGACCUUCCAGUGGGGGCCCAUGAACUCAAUGCAGUAUGUGACUGAGAUUCUCAUGGUCGUUGUGGAAGGCUGGAAAAAGGUGUUUCCCGAGUAUCUGGUGCCCGAGUCCCCGUUCAUGACAACAUUUGAGCAAACGGAGCCUUUUGGUCGUGUUGACCUGCUGAAACCAGUCGUUCGACUUGGAGAUGAGAAAGCAAGUCCUCAAUGGCUGACAGGCCCGGUGCCCAGCUGCUACCACGAUCGAAACAUCCAGUGGUUAUGCGAUGGUCGUCGUCCUGUUUGCUCUUCGUGCAGUGCCUUUGGCGAUGAUUGCAGCUUCAAUGACGUCGUCAAAAGUAAACGACGUCGAGCAAACCAUGGAUAUAUUCGAGAGUUAGAGGGACGGUUGAAGGACUUGGAAGGUCAGCUGGAGUCGGAAAGGCCCAACAGGGACUCAUCAGCAGAUCCACAGGACGCAGAACGAAGCCCUCGUUCUCCAUAUGGUCGAGAUGAUGGGCAGAGGUAUCCCAAUACCGAGCCUAUCCCAGAGAUUGAUAAUAAGAACACACGGGAGGGCUCUGAUCCCUCUUAUCUCGUCACCAAUCCUCAUGGGGAUAUGCGGUUCUUUGGUCCGUCGUCUGGCUUUUCUAUCAUCUCAGAUCCAGGUGUUCGAUGGGUAGAACAUCAGACCAGAAACAGAAAUUAUAGACACACUGCCCAGAAAAUUAUGCGCCAUUCUCAACUGACCAAUUGGGUCCCUCGGCCUCUGCAAGAUGAUUUCAGCCGACGGCAGACUCAUUCUAUCCCACCCAAAGCAGAAGCACUGGCAUUGGUAGAGGACUUUUUCAAACAUACCAACGCUGCAUUUCCUCUGUUUAACAGAGAGAGCUUCUUCAAACGGAUCGAAAAACACUACUCGUGGAACCCAGACGAUAAUCCCGCUUGGUGGGCCUCAUUCAACGUCGUACUGGCUUUUUCUGAGAGACGGAAAGUCGACAUCAAUCCGGAACAUAGUGAUGGACGACAGGCUGCACUGGGAUACGUCAAGAAUGCACUUAAUGUAGUUGUCGAACUCUUUCUCAGAAAGACAGAGUUGCUUGCUGUCCAAGCCAUCGUGGCCCUGGCUCUCUAUUUCCAGGAUACACCGAAUCCACAGCCCCUGUUUAUGUUUUCUGCAGCUGCGAUUCGCAUGGCUCAAUCGAUAGGUUUACAUAAAUCCGGAAGUUUCGGUCUGGCUGGCUCUCAAAUUGAAGAGAGACGCAACACCUUCUGGAUAGCAUUUAUUCUUGAUGCCGACAUUUGCCAGAGAACCGGUCGUCCACCCGUCCAGCAUGCCGACGAUUAUGAUAUCGAACUACCCCGCGAAUUUCCAGAAAAUAGUAAAGGUGUUCUCCAUCUGAAGAACAGCAGCGUCCAGUUCAACUUCUUCAACUCCCUUUCCCGAUUCGCCCUCUUACAGCGGAAAGUAUACGAUCGUAUCUAUACAAGCCGGGGUCUUAGAAAACCCUCCGCAGAACUUCUCCACGACAUUACAACAUGCGAAGAAGAACUACAAGCAUGGAAGAUGAGCAUUCCAUCAGAUUACAGGCCUCGACGAAACUUCCUCGCUCCGUCAGAACCAAUGCUUUUGCAUGUUCUGCGCCUUCAUUUUGCAUUUCACAGCUGCCAGGCGAAGUUGCAUCGUAUGUUUACUGUCUCAGGACGAUCAAUGAACCAGCAAUCCGAAUCUUCUGAUAAUACUGUCACGGGGAAUAUUUCCAUCGCAGAGCGCUGCGAGAAGUCAACCACUACUGCGCUUGAAGCUGCCAGAGCAUCUGUAGAGCUCUUGGAACAGGCCAAAUCUUUUGGAUCGACUUUUGCCUGGAGCUUCUUAUACUUCCCCGCCGCCGCAGUCCCAACACUAUUCGCCCAUCUGCUCAUGGACCCAUUCCACGACCAAGCCCAACCCGACCUCGAAAUGAUCCACCAAGUCGUCGAGUUUCUCACACAGGUCUCAUCCGAAGAGGAAGACACGUAUGCAGACUACCUCUUAGAGCUUUGUCGGAAUUUCGAAGUCGCAGCUACCCAAAUGCGGCAGCAGCCGGUGAAUGCGUCGGUUGGGAAUAUUACAAGCGGUAGCAAUAUUCCGGGGGUGGCCUCUAAUACUACUCCGAUGCAAUGGAACUCUACAACCGACACUGCCACAGCUCAGUUUUCUGGUGUUAAUAAUAUUACCGGUGAAUAUUUAGAGGAUGCGGGUCAACCUGGACUUCCGUGGAAUUGGCAGGAUAUGGCAGGAAUACCUCCGUUGUUUGGGGCAGAUCCGCUUUUUGGGUUUUAUAUGCCGGAUCUUUAGUUUGAUUAUGGUGAAAAGUAUAUAAUGCAAACAGUUUGUACAUAUCAUUAUUCAUUAAGUCUAUAUAUUUUUUAUGUACCAACUGACUGUCGUCGGUAUAUAUGCAGACCACC